This is a messenger RNA of Colletotrichum karsti, 804 nucleotides long. RefSeq names its product putative thymidylate kinase. NCBI's taxonomy places the organism in Eukaryota, Fungi, Ascomycota, Sordariomycetes, Glomerellales, Glomerellaceae. The record is from RefSeq and is a predicted model, not a curated record. Bases 1 to 804 code for a protein of 267 amino acids. Gene Ontology annotation, biological process: dUDP biosynthetic process; dTTP biosynthetic process; dTDP biosynthetic process. Gene Ontology annotation, molecular function: ATP binding; dTMP kinase activity. Gene Ontology annotation, cellular component: nucleus; cytoplasm; cytosol. The transcript has 3 exons.
AUGGCCUCGAUUAAUGACUUGGCUACAGCGGCCAUAGCUUCAUCGGUCACCAUGAGCCCCGGAGACGGCGCAGCUCCAACGACCCCUCCCGCCGGCGUUGUCCGCGGUGCCUUAAUCGCCUUUGAAGGACUCGACCGGAGCGGCAAGACGACGCAGGUCAAGCUCUUGGAGCAGCGGUUUGUCGAGCUGGGGAAGAAGGUCAAGCUCAUGCGCUUCCCGGAUAGAACGACGCCUAUCGGACAGAUGAUCGAUGCCUACCUCAAGAGCUCAGUUGAGAUGGAAGAUCACGUUAUUCAUCUACUGUUCAGCGCCAACAGAUGGGAGGCGGUGAAAAAUAUCCAAGCCCUCCUCGCAUCAGGCACAACAGUCAUCUGCGACCGGUACUACCACUCCGGCAUCGUCUACAGCGCCGCCAAGCAGAACCCCUCGCUCAACCUUCAGUGGGCGCGCGCCCCCGAGCUGGGACUGCCGCGGCCGGACCUGGUCCUCUUCCUCGAUCUCGAGGAGUCCGACGCCAAGGAACGCGGUGGUUGGGGUGGCGAGGUGUACGAGAAGGCCGAGUUCCAGCGGCGGGUGCGGGAGCUGUUCUGGGGCCUGAGCCGUGGACAGAUCGGAGCAGACGGUGUGCUGGGCGAGCAGGGUCGCGAGGACGCCGAGUUCAAGCAGGAGAAGGAGGAUUUGGUCGUCGUCGAUGCGGGUGCGAGCGUUGAAGAGGUUGCUGAGGAGAUUUGGAGGAAGGUGGAGCCUAGGGUCGAGGGCGUUGAGAAGGGUGAAGCGGGGGAUUCCGUGAGGACCGUCUCGUGA